Messenger RNA from Mucor mucedo, 662 nucleotides. RefSeq lists its product as uncharacterized. The coding region runs from base 69 to 662 and encodes 197 amino acids. The record is from RefSeq and is a predicted model, not a curated record. The transcript has 2 exons. NCBI's taxonomy places the organism in Eukaryota, Fungi, Mucoromycota, Mucoromycetes, Mucorales, Mucoraceae.
UAUACAUAUAUACCAAAAAUUAGAAAAAAAAUAUAAUACUUUCUUUCUUUUCUUAAUAAUAUUUAAUAAUGAGAUUUGCUACUAUUACAUCUCUUGUAUUUGCUGUUGUCAUUGGAGUCACAGCACAAAUAACAGCACCCACUAGAAACUAUAAUGUUACAAGUCCCGUUAGUAACGGCCCUUAUGUAGUGAAUCAGAUUCUGCCAUGUACUUAUCGGCUUUUCUCAGAUGUCGAUAGUUCUGCUCUCACUCUUCAGAUCAACUUGGAAGCAACAGUAGUUGGCACUAAUGCUACGUCGAUCCUGAUCGCUGCUACAGCUGAUGUAUCCAAGACAGAUGCAUUUGUGAAACGUGAAGGCAACCUUACUUACUUUGAACAUUCGAUCAAUUUCAAUAUUCCCAGCACCGUCAAGCCAGGCAAUUAUCAAGUGGUCUUCUUGGACAAGUCUACAAACACAAAGUUACCUAUCCCCAUUGAAAUUCGUCCUGCUGCAGUUCCUACUUUUACUGGUUCAAAAACUCAGAGCACAGGAGCUCCUGGACAUUCUCAAUCACCUGGUUCUAUCUUUGCUCAAGGCGGGGCUUCUUCUGCAAAUGCUCCAUUAACUACAAGAACUUUAGUUUCUUUAGUUGCUGUAGCAGGCGUUGCCUUUUUAUUAUAA